Knipowitschia caucasica is the source of this 7059-nucleotide messenger RNA. NCBI's taxonomy places the organism in Eukaryota, Metazoa, Chordata, Actinopteri, Gobiiformes, Gobiidae. The record is from the annotation of a GenBank genome assembly.
AUGGGGUUUUGGGGUUAUUUAUGUUUUGGUUGUUGGGGUUGGGGUGGGGGGGGUGGGGGGUGGGGUGGGUUGGGGGGGUUGGGGGGGGGGUGUGGUGGUGUAGUGUUAGGUGUUUUGUGGUGUGGUUUUUUUUGUGUUUUUAGGGUGUGUAAUGUUUUUGGGUGGGUGUGGUGGGGGGGGGGGUUUGGUGGUGUGUUGUGGUGGGUUGGUUUGUGGGUGGUGGGGGGUGUUUGGUGUGUUGUGGUUGGUUGUUUUGUUUGUGGGGUGUUGUGGUGGUGGGUUUGUGUGGGUUGUGGGGGUGGGGGGUUGGGUUGGGUUUUUUGGUGGGGGGGGGUGGGUGUUUGGGUGGUUUGGGGGGGGGGGGUGUUGUUUGGUGGUUUGGGGGUGGGUUAUGGGGGUGUUGUUUGGGGGGGUUGGGGGGUUGUUGUUUUUGGGUUGUGGGGGUGGGUGGUUUUGGGUGGUUGGGGGGAUGGUUGGUGUUUGGGUGGUUGGGGGGUGUUUGGGGGGGGGUGGUUGUGGGGGUUUGGGGUGUUGGGGGGUUGGGGGUUGGGGUGGUUGUGGGGUGGGGGGGGGUUGGGGGGGGGUUGGGGGGGUUGGGGGUGUGGGGGUUGUGGUGUUGUGGGGUAUUGGGGGGUUUGUUGGGGGUUUUGGGGUUGGGGGGGGUGGUGGAAUUGGGGUUUGGGUGUUUUUGGGGUGUUUUGGGGGGUGGGGUGGGUUUUUGGGGGUGGGUUGUUGUGUGUGUGUGGGUGGGGGGGAUGUGUGGUUUGGGUUUGUGUUUGUUGGUUAUGGUUUGGUUGGUUAUUGUUGAUGUGUGUGGGGUUGGGUGUGUUGUGGUGGGUUUGUUGGGGUUGUGGGGGGGGGGGUGUGUUUUGGUUGUUGUGUGUGUGGUGGGUGGGUGUGGGUUGGGUGUGGGGGGGGGGUUGUGGGGUGGUGUGGUGUGGGGUGGGUGUGGGGGGGUGUGUGGGGGGGUGGGUUGGUGUGGGGUGGUGGGGGGUGGGUGUGUGGGUUGGGUUUGUGUGGUGGGGUUUUUGUGGGGUUUGGUGGUGGGUUUGGGUGUGGGUUUGGGGUGGGGUUGGUGGUGUGUUUGGUGGUGGUUAUGGUGGUGGGGGUUUGGUGGUGGGGGUUGGUGUGGGGGGGUUGGUGUGGGGUUUGGUGGUGGUUUUGUGGUGGGGUUUGGUGGGGUGGGGUUUUGGUGGGUGGGGUGGUUGGGGUUUGGUGGUGGGGUUUUGGGUGGUGGGUUUGGUGGUGGGGUUUGGUGUGGGGUUUGGUGGUGGGUUGGGUGGUGGUUGUGUGGGUGGGGUUUGGGUGGUGGGGGGGGGGGUGGGGGGUGGGGGGGGGGGGGGGGUGGUGGGGGGUGGGUGGGGUGGGGGGUGGGGGGGGUGGGGUGUUUUGGGUGGUUGGGGUGGGGGUGGGGGGGGGGUGGUGGGGGUUGUGGGGGUUGGGUGUGGUGUGUGGGGGGGGGGUGGUGGGGUGGUGGGUUGGGGGGGGUGUGGGGGGGGUUGGGGUGUGUUGGGGGGUUUUUUUUGGUGGUGUGGGGUUGUUUUUUGGGGUUUGGGGGGGGGUUGGGGUGUGGGGUGGUGGGUUGUGUGGUUUGUGGGGGUGUUUGGGUUUGGUUGUGGGGUGGUGGGUGGUUGGUGGGGGGGGGUUGGGUGGGGGGGUGUGUGGGGGGGGGGGUUUGGUGGGUGGUGGGUGGGGGGGUGUGGGGGGUGGGGUUGUGUUUGGGGGGGUGUUGGUGGGGGGGUUUGGGGGGGUUGGGUGUUGUUGGGGGUGUUGUGGGUGUGGGGGGGGGGGGGGGUGUUUGGGGGUGGGGGGUUGGGGGGUGGGGUUGGGGGGGUUGGGUGGGGGGGGGGGGGUGGGGUGGUGGGGGGGGGUGGGGGUUGGGGGGGGUUGUGGUGGGGGUGGUUGUGGUGGGGUGUGGUGGUGGGUUGUGGGGUGGGGGUUUGGGGUUGUGUGGGUUGGUUUAGUGGGGUUGGUUGUGGGGUUGGGGUUGUUUUGUUUGGGGGUGGGGGGGGGGGGGUGUUGUUUGUUGGUUGGGGGUGGUUUUGGGGGUGGGGUGGUUGUGGGUGGGUGUGUUUGGUUUGUGUUGUUUGGGGGUGGGGGGGGGGGGGUGGUGGUUGUGGUGGGGUUUUUUGGGGUUGGUGUUGUGGGGUUGGUGGGUGGGGGGGGUGGGGGGGGGGGGGGUGGGGGUGGUGGUGGGGUGUUGGUGGGGGGGGGGGGGGGGGGGGGGGGGUGGGGGGGGGGUGGGGGGUGGUGGGGGGGGUUGGGGGGGGUUUUUGGGGUGGGUUGGUGGUGGGUGUUGGUUGGGGGGUGGGUGGGUGGGGUUGGGGGGUUGGGGGUGGGGGGGGGUGGGGGUGUUGGGGGGGGUGGGUGUUGGGGGUGUUGGUGUGGGGGGGGUGUUGGGGUGGGGGGGGUGGUGGGGGUUGGGGGGUGGGGUUGUGUUGUGUUGGGGUGGGGGGGGGGGGGGGUUGGGGGGUGGGGGGGGUUUGUGGGGGUUGUGUGGGUUGUGGUGGUGGGGGGGGGGGGGUGGUGUGUGGGGGUGGUUGGGUUUUGUUGUUGUGUGGUGUUGGUGGGGGGGUGGUGGGUGUUGGUUUGGUGUUGUGGGGGUGUGGGGGUGUGUGGGGGGGGGGGUGGGGUGGGUGGGGAGUUUGGGUUGGGGUGGGUGGGUUGGGGGGGGGGGGGGUUGGUGUUGGUGUUGGUGGGUUGUGGGGGGGGGUGUUGGUGGGUGGGUGGGGGUUGGGUGGGGGGGGGUGGUGUGGGGGUGGGUGGUGGGUUGUUGGUUGGGGGUUGGGGGGUGUGUGUGGGGGGGGGGUUGGGUGGUGUGUUUGUUGGUGUGGGGGGUGUGGGUGGUUGGGGGGUGGUUGUGGUGUGGUGUGGGUGGGUGGUGUUGGGGGGGGGGGGGGGGUUUGUGGGGGGGGGUGGUGGGGGUUUGUUGGGUGGGGGGGGGUGUGUGGUUGGGGGGGGGGUGGGGGGGUGGGGGGGUGUUGGGGUGUGUGGUGGGGGGGGGGGGGGGGGGUGGGGGGGGGUUUGGUGGGGGUGGUGUGGGUGUGUGGUGGGGGGGGGGGGGGGGGGGUGGUUGUGUGGGGUGGUUGGGUUUUUUGUUUGUUUGUUGGGUGGUGUGUUGGUGGGGGGGUGGGUGGGUUUGUGUUUGGGGUGUUGGGGGUGUGGGGGUGGUGUGGGGGGGUGGUUGGGGUGGUGGGUGGUUUGUGUGGGGUGUUUGGGGGGGGUGGGGUUUUGGGUGUGGGGGGGUUUGGGGGGUGGGGGGGGGGGUUGUGGUUGUUGGGUGUUUGUGUGGGGGGGGUGUUGGUGGGGGGUUGGGGGGUGGGUGGGGUGGGUGGGGUGGGGGGGGGUGGUGUGUGUGUGUGGUUUUUGGGUUGUGUUGGUUUGUUGUGUGGGGGUGUGGGUGGUUGGGGUGGUUUGUGGUGUGGUGUGGUGGUUUUGGUGUUGGGGGGGGGGGGGGGGGGUUUGUGGGGGGGGUGGGGUGGGUGUUUGUGGGGUGGGGGGGGGGUGUGUGGGUUGAGUGGGGGGGUGGGGGGGUGGGGGGGGGGGUUUGGUUUUGGGGGUGUGUUGUGGUGGGGUGUGUUGUUGGGGUUGGGUGGUGGGGUUGUUGUUGGGGGGUGGGUGGGGGUGGGGUGGUGGGGGGUGGUGGGGUGUUGGUGGGUGGGGGGUGUGGUGGUGGUUGGGGUUGUGGGGGUGGGUGGGGUUGUUGGGUGGUGGUGGGGGGUGUGGUGGGGGGGGAUUGGUGGUGGUGUUUGUUUGUGGGUGGGGGGGGGGGGGGGGGGGGGGGGGGGGGGUUGGUGGGGGGUUGGUUUUGGUUUUGGGGGUUUGUGGGGGGGGUGGUGGGGGGGGGGGGGGGGGUGGGGGGGGGUUGGGGGUGGGGGUUGUUGGGGUGGGUUGUUGUGGGUGGGGUGGGGGGGGGGGGGGGGGGUGGUUGGGGUGGGUGUGUGGUGGGGUUGUUUUUUGUUUGGGGGGGGGGGGGGGGGGGGGGGGGGGGGGGGGGUGGGUGGUGUUGGGGGGGGGGUGUUGAGUGUGUGGGUUGGGGUGGUGGGGGGGGGUUUUGGGGGGGGGGGGGGGGGGGGGGGGGGGUGGGGUGUUUGGGGUGGGUGGGUGGGGUUGGGGGGGGGGUGGGGGGGGGUGGGGGGUGUGUGUGUGGGGGUGGGGGGUUGUGGGGGUUGGGUGGGGGGUGGUUUGUGGGGUGGGGGGGGGGUGGGGGGGGGGGGGGGGGGGUUGGGGUGUGGGUGGGGGGGGGGUGUGUUGUGUGGUUUGGGUGUUUUGGUGGUGGGUUGGGGGGGGUGGGUGUGGGUUUGGGGGGUUUGGGGUUUGUUUUGGGGGGGGGGGGGGGGGGUUGGUGGGGUGGUGUGUUGUUUUGGGGUGGGGGGUGGGUUGGUGGGGGGUUGUGUGUGGGGGGGGUGGUGGUGUGUGUGGGGGUGUGUUGGUGUGGUUGGGGGUGUGGGUUUGGUGGGGGGGUGGGGUGGGUGGGGGUUGUGGGGGUGUGGUGUUGUUUUUGGGGUUUGGGGGGUGUUGUGUGGGGUGUUGUUUUGGUGGGGGUGGGUUUGUUUUUGUUGGGGGGUUGUGGGGGGGGGGGGGGGUGGUGGGGGGGGGGGGUUGGGGGGGGUUGGUGGGGGGGGGGGUGGGGUUGGGUGGGGGGGGUGGUGGGUGGUGGGGGGGGGGUGGGGUGGGGGGGGGUGGUGGGUGGGGGGGGGGGGGGGGGUGGGGGUGGUUGUGGGGGUGGGGUGGGGGGGGGUGGGGGGGGUUUUUGUGUUGGUGGUGGGUUGUGGUGGUGUGGUUGGGUGUUGUUGGUUGGUGGUGUUGUGGCUGGUGUUUUUGUUGUUGGGUGGGUGUUUUGUUGGGUGUUUGUGUUGUUUGGUGGUUUUUGGGUGUGGGGGGUGGUGUGUGGUUUGGUGGAGUUGUUGGGUGGGGGUGUUUUGUGGUUGGUGGUGUUUGGUUGGUGUGUUGUGGUUGGGGGUGGUGUUUGGUUGGGGUGUUUUUGUGUGGUUGGGUGGUUUUGUGUGUUGGGGGGUGGUUGGAUGUGGUUGUGUGGUGUUUGGGGUUUUUGGUGUUGGUUGUUGUGGUUAUUUGUUGUGGGGUGGAUUGUUGGUUGUUGGUGGUUUAGUUGUGUUUGUGGGUUUGGGUUUGGGGGGGGGGUGGGUGGUUUGGGUGGGGGGGGGGGGUGUGUGGUGGGGUUGUGUGGGGGUGGUUGGGGUGUGUGUGGGGGGGGGGGGGGGGGUGGUGGUGGGGGGGUGGGUUGGGGGUUGUGGGUUGUGUGGUUGGUGGUUUGUUGUGGUGUGUGUGGGUUGGUGUUUGUUGGUGUGUGGUUGGGGUGGGUGUUUGUGUGGUGGUGGGUUGUGUGGGUGGGUUUGUUGGUUGGUGGGGGGGGUUGGGGGGGUGUGUGUUUUGUGUUGUUGUGGUGUUGUUGGUGGUGUGUGUGGUGUGUGUGGGUGUGUGUGGGGGGUAGAUGUAGUGUGGGGUGUGGGAGUGGGGGGGUGUGUGUGUGGUGUGUGUGUGGUGUGUGUGGUGUGUGUGGUGUGUGUGGGUGUGUGUGUGGUUGUGUGGUUGUGUGUUGGUUGUGUGUGGGAGUGUGAGUUGGGUGUUGUGUGUGUGUGUGGUGUGUUGUGGGGGUGUGGUGUGGUAGUGUGGUGUGUUUGGGAUGAGUGUGGGUGUGUGUGGUUGUGUGUGUGUGUGUGGGGGUGUGUGUGUGGUUGUUGGGUGUUGUGUGUGUGGGUGGGGGGUGGGUGGGGGGGGGUUUUGGGGGGGGGGUGUUUGGUGGGGGGGGGUUGGGGUGUUGGGUUUUGGUUGGUGUUAGGGGUUGUGGGUGGUGGUGUGGUGGGGUGGUUGUGGGUUGGGUGGGGUGGUUGGGUGGGUGGGGGUGGUGGGGGGGGUGAUGGGUGUUUGGGUUGGGUGUUGGGGGGGGGGGGAGGUGGUGGGGGGUGGGGGGGGUGUGUGGGGUGGGUGGUUGUUGGUGGGGGGUUUGUGGGGGUAUUGUUUGUUUUGGGGGGGGGUGUGUGGGGGUGUGGGGUGGGUGGGGUUUGUGGGGUGGUUGGGGGUGGGUUUUGGGGUGUGGGGGGGUGUUUUGUUUAUGUUUGUGUGGUUUUUUGGUUUGGGGGGGUUUGGGGGGGGGGGGUUUGGGGUGUUGGUGGGGGGGUUUUGGGGUGGGGUGGGGGGGUUGGUGUUGUGUGGUGGGUGUGGUUUGUUGGGGUGUUUGGUGUGUGUGGGGGUUUGGGGGGUGGGGGGGGGGGGGGGGGGGGGUUGGUUGGGGGUGGGGGGGGGGGGGGGUGGUUUGGGUGGUUUUGUUUGGUAUUGGAUUGUUGGGUGGUUGGGUGGGUGGGUUUAUGUUGGUAUUUUUGGGUGGUUUGUUUGGGUUUGGGUUGGUUGGGGGGGGGUUUUGUGGUGUUUUUUUGGUGUUGUGGGUUUUUGUGGGUGUGGUUGGUGGGUGUUGGUUGGGGGUGGGUGUGGUGUUUGAGUUUUGGGGGGGGUUUGUGUUUGUGGGGGGUUUUUGUAGGUUUGGUAAUGUGGGGGGGAGGUAGGGUAUUGGUUUGGUGUGGGGGGGGUGGGGUGGAUGUGUUUGGUGGGUGGGGGGGUUUUUGGGGGGGUGGGUGUUGGUGUGAUGUUUUGUUGAGUGUGUGUGGGUUGGGGUUGGGUUGUGUUGGUUGGUUGUGGGUGGGGUGUGGGUAUGGGGGGGUGGUGGGGUGGAGGGGAUGUUGGGGGGGGGUUUUGUGGAAUAGAGGGAAGGUGUGGGGUGUUGGGUGUUGGGGUGUGGUGGGUGUGGGGGGUGGGGUAGGAUGUGGGGGUGUUUUUUGUGGGUGGGUUUUUGGCGUAGGGUGUAGUGUGUCCAAGGAUGGUUGGGUUGGAGGGAGAAAAGGGCGGAAAAGUAGUAUGGUUUAUGGGGAGAUGAGAGGAGCCCGAGAAGAAGAGAGGAGGAAGAUGGAAGAGACGAGAUGGAAUGCGGAUGAGAGUCGAGAGGAUGAGGAGAAGGAGAGGGAGGAGCGAGAGAGAGAGGAGAGAGAGAGGAGGAGUGAGGCGGGACGAAAGGAGACGACCGAGAAGAGAGAUGCAGGAGGCUGA